AUGGAGCGACGACUGCAGCUGCGCACUGGCGCCUUUACGGUCAUGGCGGAACCAAGCUCCGAGUUAGCGUUACAGAUAAAAGACCCUCCAAAGACACUGAAAGCAGACAUAUGGAGCCGUUUUGGAUUUUACCAACAAUCAGGGAGACAUGAUUUGGACAUGUCAUAUGCCGUGUGUAAAACCUGCCGCAGCAAGAUUAAGUACGUCGGGAACACCACCAAUUUAAGGAAUCAUGUUAGCCGUUUCCACCCUGAGUUGCUAACAAUAACACCGGCUGUUGAACCGCCCAGCCCUGCGCAGCCAAGAAUUGAUGCGGCUCUCUCAAUAAUACCUCCCAACUCGGAAAAAGGGAAGAAAAUAACCCAGGCUGUGGGGGCUUUCAUUGCGAAGGAUUUACGACCGUAUUCUGUCGUGGAAAAUCCUGGGUUCAAACACAUGUUAAAGACACUGGAGCCACGAUACAAGGUCCCUGCACGUAGCCACUUCGCAGAACAGGUAAUUCCUGCACUGUAUGAUGAAACCAAAGCCAAGAUAUUAACCUCCAUGAGCAAAGCUAAUUUAGUAGCAAUAACAUGCGAUUCCUGGACUUCAGUGGCAACAGAGUCCUAUAUUACAGUGACGGCACACUACAUGAGCGAGGACUGGCAGAUUAUUUCCCACGUGCUGCAGACGAGAGCUGUUUAUGAGUCUCACACAGGUGCACAUCUGGCAGAGCUACUUUCAGAUGUUGUUUCAGAGUGGCAGCUGUCAGAUAAAGAUAUUGUCCUGGUUACAGACAACGCUUCAAACAUGAUUCUUGCAGCUCAAAUCAGAAAAUUCAAACAUGUCAGAUGCUUUGCUCACACCUUGAACCUGGCAUCACAGCGUGGACUUCGAGUUGCAUCGCUUACCAGGCUUCUGGGAAGAAUCAGACGUAUAUCCACAUUCUUCCAUCGUAGCACGACAGCAAGCCACUGUUUAAAGGUAAAUCAGAAAUGCUUGGGUCUGAAAAAUCAAAAACUACUCACAGAUGUACCAACAAGGUGGAACAGUUCCUACGACAUGGUCCAGAGGUUUUUGGAACAGCAACCUGCCAUUUGUGCCACCUUGUUGUCACCGGAAGUUAGAAAAGGAGAGUCUGACAUCUGCACGCUCAACGAGACAGAUGUAUCUAAUGCUGAAGAUGCUGUCAGUGCAUUAAACGCAAUGAAAGAUGCAACCACACUAAUAUCUGAGGAAAGCAAUCCAACCAUCUCCUUGAUUGCUCCACUCAAGGCACAACUUCUCCAAAACAUGACCAGCAGCAUCAGCGACUCACCCAUGAUUCACGACAUCAAGAAUGCUGUCAGAACAGAUCUCAUGCACAGGUACAGCAGUGAGGCAGAGAAGAAAAUGCUUUGUACAGCCUCGGCCCUGGAUCCCCGCUUUAAAGGAUUACCUUUCCUGACAGAGAAGGAGCGAUCAGAUGUCUACAGAGAAGUGACUGAGGAGGCAACAUGUUUGGAGCAGGAGUAUAUUCUGGCCAUGCACCCAAAAGUUCCGGUGCAACCCGAAGUUCAGAAGGAUGGAACCUCGGCAGACGAUCCCUCGGCUGCUAAAAGAAAGCCUACAUCAUUACUUGUGAGCUUGCUGGGACAGUCUUUCAAUGAUGUUGAGGUUAGUGAAGAAUCCAAGACCCCCUAUGUCAGAGCUGAAGAGGAAAUGGAUAAUUAUUUGAAAACGUCAUCAUUGCCCCUGUCUGAGGACCCUUUAAACUGGUGGAGGGUACACAAGGUUGCAUUUUCUCUCCUGGCUCGACUGUCAAAACGAUACCUUUGCAUCCCUGGAACAAGUGUAUCUGCAGAACGUGUUUUCUCCACUGCUGGAGAUGUUGUCAUGGCCAAAAGAUCUACUCUCAAACCACAGCAUGCAGCAGAGGACAAUGUCGCCUCUUUGCUGAUGACAGCGCGUUAA
Molecule: messenger RNA, 1932 nt
Organism: Nothobranchius furzeri (turquoise killifish)
Lineage: Eukaryota; Metazoa; Chordata; Actinopteri; Cyprinodontiformes; Nothobranchiidae
Product: E3 SUMO-protein ligase ZBED1-like
Biological process (GO): regulation of transcription by RNA polymerase II
Cellular component (GO): nucleus
Molecular function (GO): DNA binding; protein dimerization activity
Source: RefSeq, a predicted model, not a curated record